Molecule: messenger RNA, 1379 nt
Organism: Ictalurus punctatus (channel catfish)
Lineage: Eukaryota; Metazoa; Chordata; Actinopteri; Siluriformes; Ictaluridae
Gene: nipa2
Product: NIPA magnesium transporter 2
Biological process (GO): magnesium ion transport
Cellular component (GO): membrane
Molecular function (GO): magnesium ion transmembrane transporter activity
Source: RefSeq, marked provisional
CGCUCUCUCUCACACACACUGAGCUCUCUCUCGAGUUUAUUUAUUCAUGUGACAUGAAUGAAACAGCACUAGGUGAUAAAUGCGACGUUUGUAAAGUUUGCUAUAGAAAUGGUGUCGUAUCUGGACUCGGGUGCGCCGGAGGAGGACGGUUCCUGUGCUCUCUGCUCAAUGUGACAGAGGAUCACGCCUUCGCCAUGGCUCAGGACCGAGGCAGGUUCGAUUUCUACAUCGGCCUGGCUUUGGCCAUCAGCUCCAGUUUGUUUAUCGGAGGAAGUUUCAUCCUGAAGAAGAAAGGGCUGCUGAGACUCGCCCGGAAAGGCUCGAUGCGAGCAGGUCAAGGUGGACACGCAUAUCUAAAAGAAUGGCUAUGGUGGGCGGGGCUUUUAUCAAUGGGUGCUGGUGAAGCUGCAAAUUUCGCAGCUUAUGCGUUUGCCCCCGCGACGCUCGUCACUCCGCUCGGGGCUCUCAGCGUGCUCGUGAGCGCCGUGCUCUCUUCCUACUUCCUGACGGAGAGGUUGAACCUGCACGGGAAGCUGGGCUGUCUGCUCAGCGUGCUCGGCUCCACCACCAUGGUGAUCCACGCGCCGCAGGAGGAGGAGAUCGACAGCCUCAAAGACAUGGCCAAGAAACUGAUGGACCCAGGCUUCGCCGUCUUCGCGACGUUCGUCAUCAUCGUCGCGCUGAUCUUCAUCUGCGUGGUCGGCCCACGUCACGGCCAAACCAACAUCCUGGUGUACAUCACCAUCUGCUCGGUGAUCGGCUCCCUGUCCGUGUCGUGCGUGAAGGGUUUGGGCAUCGCCAUCAAGGAAGUGAUCGCCGGACAGCCGGUGCUGACGCACCCUUUAGCGUGGCUGCUCCUGGCGAGCCUGGUGGUGUGCGUCAGCACGCAGAUCAACUACCUGAACAAAGCGCUGGACAUCUUUAACACCUCUCUGGUCACGCCCAUUUACUACGUCUUCUUCACCACGUCGGUGCUCACCUGCUCCGCCAUCCUGUUCAAAGAGUGGGAGCACAUGGGCUACGACGACGUCAUCGGCACGCUGAGCGGCUUCUCCACCAUCAUCGUGGGGAUUUUCCUGCUGCACGCCUUCAAGGACGUCAACGUGAGUCUGGCCAUGCUGGCCGUGAGCAUCAGGAAGGAGGAACGCAACGGGAGCGUCGCCAACGGCGUCGGGACGCACGCGCAUUCCGCCUACGAGCUCCUCCGGGACGACGACGCGGAGAUGGGCUCCACGUUCGACAGCGUCUCCAGGAGAAACGGCAGCACCGCCAUGUCUUAGGUUUCGAACUAUAUUCAAUAAUCAACUGUGUGAUGGUUUAGUAUUUUUCUUUCUUUCCUUUUCUCUUUUAAAAUCAGAAGACAAUCAAAAAAAAAAAAA